This is a messenger RNA of Seminavis robusta, 2022 nucleotides long. Lineage: Eukaryota; Bacillariophyta; Bacillariophyceae; Naviculales; Naviculaceae. The record is from the annotation of a GenBank genome assembly.
AGUUUGCAGGCCACGUCCAUUUUGAACCAUGCAAAGAGCAUCGACGGUGUUGGCUGAUGCAGCUGCUCAUGCUGACCUUUGGUCGUCGCUUGCGCAGUUGCCAGGUUGUAUUGCCUGCGAAAGAGUACAAGAAGGAUCCGCUUUCUUCUUUGCUGACGACAGGCUUGAACAGGUUGCUACCAGCGCAUGCCGAUGACCACUGCUACCCUUUGUAGGAAGUAAGUAGUCGCUACCUCAGCGCAGUAGGAACUACGAAUAGUUAUCGAUCUGGUCUGACGGCCGAAUCGUCAAACGCAACAUCAUCGCUUUGAGUAGAUCUAGCUAGGCUAGCUAGCAGUAGGCUCAAAAAAACUUGGCACGAAAGGGUAGCCUCUCCAAGUGCUCAUUGUUCAAUCAUUGCAACCAAACAUCAGGUCGCAUCCAUCUUUCAUUAAUCCAAUUUUCAGUAUCUGCAAUUAAUUAGUCAAGAUGGGCAAAGGAGGAGAAGCACCUUUCAUUAACAAGAAGGCCAGUGAAGCUGCCGAUGCUGCUGCCACCACCAAGAAAGCUUUCACUUUGGAAGAAGUGAGCAAGCAUCGCUUCCCCCAUGAUGCUUGGGUGAUCGACAAUGACAAAGUCUAUGAUGUGUCGGAUUGGUACGAGCAUCCCGGUGGUGCCGUCAUCUUCACACAUGCAGGAGAUGACAUGACGGAUAUCUUUGCGGCAUUUCAUGCUGCAGGGUCUCGAAACAUGAUGAAGAAGUUCUACAUUGGCGAUCUUAUCAAGGAGAGCACGAACAAGGAUAAACGACAGCUUGACUUUGAACGGGGAUACCGUGACCUGAGAGCCAAGUUGAUGGUCUUGGGCAUGUUCCGCUCCAGCAAAGCCUUUUACGUGUACAAGUACCUCACCAACAUUGGUAUCUGGGCCCUGGCCAACUACUUGGUUGCCACCUCCGAUAGCCCUGUUGUUCACUUGAUCUCGGCAUCCUUGAUUGCUCUCUUUAUGCAACAGAGUGGAUGGCUGGCCCAUGACCACUUGCAUCACCAAGUGUUCAAGAACCGUCAUUAUGGUGACUACGGAGGUCUCUUGUGGGGAGGAGUCGCUCAAGGAUACUCCAUACAGUGGUGGAAGAACAAACACAAUGGACACCACGCCGUGACCAAUCUUCACAGCUCUUCGGCGGCUGCUCAAGAUGGUGAUCCCGACAUUGAUACCAUGCCUGUCUUGGCAUGGUCUUUGAAGCAAGCUCAAUCUUAUCGGGAGUUGUCCGCGGAUGGAUCCGACUCGGCCAUCACCAAGUUCUUCAUUGGACACCAAGCUAUCUUGUAUGCGCCCAUUCUCUUGCUGGCUCGCUUGUCUUGGAUGCGCGAAUCCUUCAAGGUCGCCUUUGGUCUUGGAGCUGCGACCGAGAAUGCUGCGGAGGAGAUGAAGCGAAAGGGACUCCAAUUCCCCAUUGGGGAGAAGGUAGCUCUCUUGCUUCACUACACCUGGAUGAUCGCACUCAGUACUGGAUUCGGACGCUUCUCGAUCUUGCACUCCCUGGCCUACUUCCUCUUUGGAACCUGCGCCUGUGGUUUCCUCUUGGGUGUCGUCUUUGGAUUGGGACACAACGGCAUGGCCACCUAUGACGCCGAUGCCCGUCCUGACUUCUGGAAGCUUCAAGUGACCACCACUCGUAAUAUCAUUGGUGGACAUGGCAUUCCUCAGUUCAUGGUGGACUGGUUGUGUGGUGGUCUGCAAUAUCAAGUUGAACACCACUUGUUCCCCACCAUUCCUCGACACAACUUGCCGAAGACACAUGAAUUUGUGCAUUCCUUCUGCAAGGAAUGGGGAGUGACCUACCACGCGACUGACUUGUUUGAUGGAACCGUAGAGGUCAUCAAGCACUUGCAAAACGUCUCGGACCAAUUCGUUGUCGACUUUGUGAUGGAUGGACCUACUAUGUAAAUACGCAAGAAGACACAUCGCUAUUAGGCUUACAACACGAGGCAAAGCAAGCAUGAAGCAAACAAGUAAAUGAUAGAGUCCAUAUUAUUUUGU